AUGGCGAUAAUUUUUCUUACUCUCCAUUUUCAUCUUGAAAAUUCUCUCAUAUUUAUCUACUCCCUUCUCUCAUUUUUUCCAACAAAUCCUCCUUUUUUUUUCCUUUUGAACAUUAUAUCUUAUUUUCUACUAUACAGUUGCUCUCUUUCUAUAUAUUACACACACACUCACUCUGGAUCUUCUACUACUCACUCUCUCAUUUCCUUUUAUCACACACUUUCUCAUAAUUAUACUAUAUACUCUCUCCAUCUCUUGUGUCUCUUUGCCAUUGCCUUUGAUCUUUCCUCCACACACUACCCUCUUUCUCUCUUUCACACUCUCUCCGAAUCUUCUACUACCCACUCUCACUUUCGCUUUUUACACAUUCUCUUAUUCUUCUGCUACUUACACACACUCUGUCUUCCCUCUGUCUAUAACCCUCGCACUCUCCUUCUCUCUCUUUCUCUCUCUCCCUCUCUCUUUCUCUCUCUCUCUCUCUCUCUAAGACAGAGUCUUGAAAUAGGCUACAGUUAUGGGUGCACUCAAGAACUUUUCUUUCAUAGUUUUUCUUCUUUCACUUUUUUCUUUCUUAAUCUUCUUGUUUACGUUUACAUGCAUGCGUUAUUCUUUGUUCUUUUUGGAUUAAUUUAUUCUUUCGUUUUUUUUUAUUUCUUCGUUCACUUUUCUUCUUUUAUUUUCUAUUUUAUUUGUUCUUUUUCUUUUUGUUAG
Molecule: messenger RNA, 708 nt
Organism: Acanthosepion pharaonis
Lineage: Eukaryota; Metazoa; Mollusca; Cephalopoda; Sepiida; Sepiidae
Source: the annotation of a GenBank genome assembly